This is a messenger RNA of Sugiyamaella lignohabitans, 1140 nucleotides long. It is a transcript of the gene RIO1, whose product is annotated as protein kinase RIO1. Lineage: Eukaryota; Fungi; Ascomycota; Dipodascomycetes; Dipodascales; Trichomonascaceae. The record is from RefSeq and is a predicted model, not a curated record. Gene Ontology annotation, biological process: maturation of SSU-rRNA; protein phosphorylation. Gene Ontology annotation, molecular function: protein serine/threonine kinase activity; ATP binding. The coding region runs from base 1 to 1140 and encodes 379 amino acids. The transcript has a single exon. Gene Ontology annotation, cellular component: cytosol; preribosome, small subunit precursor.
AUGAUCAACAGAGGAAUUGUAUAUGAGAUCAAUGGUUGUAUUAGUACUGGAAAAGAGGCGAAUGUGUACCACGCAAUGACGGAAGAUGGAGAGCAUAGAGCUAUUAAAAUUUAUAAAACUUCGAUUUUGGUUUUCAAAGAUAGAGAUAGGUAUGUCAGUGGUGAGUUCCGUUUUAGAAACGGCUAUUCCAGGCACAACCCACGAAAAAUGGUUAAACUAUGGGCAGAAAAAGAAAUCCGUAAUCUCAAGAGAAUUUAUCAAUCUGGUAUCCCUGUUCCUAAACCACUUCAUUUGCAUUUGCAUGUUCUGGUAAUGGAAUUUUUGGGUGAUGCUAAUGGAUGGGCCAGCCCGAGAUUACGAGAUGCUGAUAUAGACGAAAGCGAGUACCCCAAACUGUAUCUACAGCUCUUGUCAUAUAUGAGAAUUCUCUAUCAACAAUGCCGAUUGGUCCAUGCCGAUUUAAGCGAGUACAAUAUUUUAUAUCAUGAGAAGAAGUUGUAUAUUAUUGAUGUUUCUCAGUCUGUGGAGCAUGAUCACCCUCAUAGUUUGGAGUUCCUAAGAAUGGAUAUCAAAAAUGUGAAUGAUUAUUUUAGAAGACAGGGUGCAACUCCAUUUUCAGAGCGGAGUCUCUUUAAGUUUAUCACUGGCGAGAAAAUAGAAAACCCACAUUCACCACCACCCCAUCCAGAAACUUCAGAUUAUCUUGUUGAAUACCUCCAGCAGCUUCCUCAAGAAGACCUCACUAGUCAAGAUGUAACCGACGAUGCAGUUUUUAGAUCUAUUUAUAUUCCACAAAACCUUGAACAGGUUUAUGAUGUUGAGCGCGAUGUUGAGAAGAUUAGUCGUGGUGAAGGCAAAGAUUUGAUAUACGGGAAUCUUGUAAAUGUUAACCCCGAAAGCAAUUCAAGUUCGGAGGAAGAUGGAUCAGACUCCAACUCAGAUUCCGAAGAUUCAGAUGACGAGCUCGAAGAUACAGAUGUCUGGAAGGAGAAGACAGUAAAGGAGAAAAAGUUUGCUGAUCGGGAGUCUAAUAAACUCCGAAAACAAGCUCUAAAAGAAGAGAAGAAAGAGAAACGUCAAAAGAAAAUGAAGAAGGCGGUUAAAAAGAAGUUGAUAAACAAUUCAAAAUCUAAAAAAUAG